Molecule: messenger RNA, 1384 nt
Organism: Coccinella septempunctata (seven-spotted ladybird)
Lineage: Eukaryota; Metazoa; Arthropoda; Insecta; Coleoptera; Coccinellidae
Product: serine/threonine-protein kinase 33-like
Exons: 6
Coding region: 203-1294 (363 amino acids)
Biological process (GO): protein phosphorylation
Molecular function (GO): ATP binding; protein kinase activity
Source: RefSeq, a predicted model, not a curated record
AACAAAGAGUUAACCUCUUUGAUAACAAAUUAUGAUAUUUUGCAUAGACCAAGUAACGCAUAUAUUAAAAUAAUAAGAAAAAAAUCGGUUUUCGACAUUACAUUCAAGGAAUUGAGGAAAGCCAACAUUCCGUAUUGAGCUUAUUUGAAGUAAGAGGACACACAGUUCAAUCGACCUCGGCAGUAUUAGACCAUUCAGACAGAUGCGAUUCCUCAAAAUCUUUAACGAUUUUCAGAACGUUCAGAUUAAAAGAAAACCUCAUUUACUAAUGAAGAGCCCCGAGAGAAUCGUAAAACAUAUAAAAAUCAAAGAUUCCAGCGAUCUGGAACAUGUUUUUCUGAUGGGAUCAGAGAUUGGAGAGGGUGGAUUUGGAAAAGUCAUUGCGGUCAGGGAAAAAAAUACGAAUGCAAAAUGGGCUAUGAAAAGCAUUUCAAAAUCACUAUCUGGUCUCAAGCUUGUAUUCCUUCAGAGAGAAAUACAGAUCUUGAAAAUGGUGAACCAUCCCCAUAUCGUGUAUCUAGACAGGGUAUACGAGAGCACGAAAAAGAUAUAUCUCAUAAUGGAGUUGUGCAACGGCGAAUUGUGGCUUUUGUUCAAAGAAAGAAAACCAUUUUCUGAGAGCAUAUCGAAAAGAAUCACCACAGAUUUGGUCAGCGCUGUAGCAUACUUGCACAAAAAUGACAUCGUUCACAGAGACAUAAAGCUGGAGAAUAUUCUAUUGGCAAAAAAUCCCAACGAUCCUUCAGAUGAGUAUUACAUAAAGUUGUCGGAUUUUGGUUUGAGUGUCAUCAAGACAGGAACUGGUAUCGAGAGUAUGCUACACGAUUGCUGCGGAACAGCCCUUUACAUGGCCCCGGAGAUGCUUUCUGGCUCGUACAGCCACCAGUGCGACGUUUGGGCCAUCGGCGUCAUUAUUUACCUGUUAAUUUACGGGGUGUAUCCCUUCUUUUCCUCCAACGAGAAAGAACUGGCUCGGAAAAUAAUGAAAGACGAGGUGACCUAUCCGUUGUCGAAAAUUUCCAAAGAUGCUGUGGACCUCAUAAAGCAAGCGCUAAAGAAAGAUCCAGCCUAUCGUAUAACUUCGGCUGAGAUGCUGGACUCAAAAUGGUUGGCUGGAAGUAGCGGGAGAGAAAAUAACAUGAUGGACAUGAUGAAAGAAUGGAGAGACGAAAUCAUGGCACCCAUGGGUGAGGAAAGUGAUUGGGUUUCUAUGGCAGAGACAAGAACAAUAAGAGUACACUCGUACAGCGGAGAAAAAGGAAUGUCCAUAAAAAGACCAUCAAAUCCUUUCUAAUAUCUAAUGAAAAAAAGUGAAUUUUAGCUACUCAUAAAGACAGAGAUGAAAUACAUAUGUGGCUCAAAAUCUAUUAAAAAAUUACCUAAU